Molecule: messenger RNA, 1667 nt
Organism: Drosophila montana
Lineage: Eukaryota; Metazoa; Arthropoda; Insecta; Diptera; Drosophilidae
Gene: dpr5
Product: defective proboscis extension response 5
Exons: 5
Coding region: 213-1073 (286 amino acids)
Biological process (GO): synapse organization
Cellular component (GO): neuron projection membrane
Source: RefSeq, a predicted model, not a curated record
CUCACUGUGACUGGCUGUGAUUCGGUCACGAGUUGAACACGAAGCAACACGCAGCACGAAACACGUGACGGUGGUCGUGCCGCUCGUUAGAUUAACGAGUGUCGCAAUUUUGUUGUGACGUAAAGUUCGAAAAGAGGCAACGGCAAAUACGUGAAACGCGCUACGUAACACGUAACACGUAACGCGACGCGCUCGAAUGCGUUACGCGACGCAUGAAAUGGCGGCACGCAAUUCGCGCUACAUUGAAUCCAAACGCAUCGACAACAAAUUUCUCUAGUCCUACGCAAAAAGCUUUGGCCACGGAGCUCUCCAAUCUGAUACCGGAGGAGUACGAGCCGCAGUUCGAUAAUAGCUCGGAGCGUGAAAUAAUCGCUGCCUUGGGCACGACAGCUCGCAUGCAUUGUCGCGUACGUAAUCUGGGCGAUCGUGCCGUCUCCUGGAUCCGGCAGCGGGAUCUCCAUAUACUCACCAUCGGCAUCAUGACCUACACCAACGAUCAACGCUUUCUGGCCCGGCACAUUGACAACUCCGACGAGUGGGUGCUCAAGGUCGUCUCGGUGCAGCCGCGCGAUGCCGGCGUCUAUGAGUGCCAGGUCUCCACGGAGCCAAAAAUAAGUCUCGCCUACAAAUUGAUGGUUGUGACGUCCAAGGCACAAAUCCUGGCCAAUCGCGAACUGUUCAUCCAAAGCGGCAGCGACAUCAAUUUGACAUGCAUAGCACCCCAGGCGCCAGGACCCUACACACACAUGCUCUGGUACAAGGACACCGAACUGGUGAGUGAUUCGACGCGCGGCGGCAUACGCGUCAUCUCCGAGCAGCAAAUCAAGACGAGCAAUUUGGUUAUAUCCCGUGUAUUGCACACGGAUUCCGGCAAUUACACGUGCUCCGCGGAUAACUCAAACUCCGACAGCGUCUUUGUGCAUAUCAUUAAGAGCGAACAGCACGCGGCCAUGCAGCAUGAGCUGGGCAUUAGACUGGAGGCUGGAGGCCCGAGCCUGUGGCUGCUGCUUGGCCUGCUCCUCCUGCUGCAGCAUAUGCCACACCGCCCCCUACGCCAGCUGGCCUUCUUCUAGGCUCUGAGCCGCAACUUAUGUUUGAUGUCUGCUUUGGCGUUGCCCUGGGACGGUGGGGUGCGUGGGCACAGGGCACUGUUGACCCGAAGGGAUGCUGAUGCCACGCCCACACGGCCCAACAUGCAAGCGCUGUAUAUAGGAGGUAGAGACGCAUCUGUGUAUAUAUUGUAAAUCGAAUUGGGCUUUUCAUUUAGGCAGCUUUAAGUAUUUUUAUACGUAGUUAAGUAAAAAUAACAACAAAUAAUUAAAAUCGAUAAAUCGAUUCAUCGAUACAUCUUUAAAUCGUGCAAUCGACUAGCCCUAAGCCAAGUAAAACGAAAAUGAAAACAUUAAAUCGAAUAAUCGAAAAAUCGAAAUAUCGAAAAAUAGCAAAAUAAUGUAAAUACAUAUAUGUUUAAUCUUAAUUAACAAGUGACAAGAACCAUGUUAAAGUGUCGCGCCCGUCAAAUACAAAUUGAAGGUGUGCACAACAUAUGUAAACACACACACACACAAACACACGCAUAUAGGCAUUGCUAUACUAACUGUCAUCUAGAUUAAUUAUGAUUAAUUGUGCCACUGCGAGUGCAAAAUUAAAUUUAAAAAAAAAACACA